Molecule: messenger RNA, 1603 nt
Organism: Lobosporangium transversale
Lineage: Eukaryota; Fungi; Mortierellomycota; Mortierellomycetes; Mortierellales; Mortierellaceae
Product: serine palmitoyltransferase
Exons: 8
Coding region: 26-1543 (505 amino acids)
Biological process (GO): ceramide biosynthetic process; sphingosine biosynthetic process
Cellular component (GO): endoplasmic reticulum
Molecular function (GO): pyridoxal phosphate binding; serine C-palmitoyltransferase activity
Source: RefSeq, a predicted model, not a curated record
CUUUUUUGUCAUCAUCAUCUCUGCCAUGGACAACCCCAUCCUUUCUUCUAUCAACCAGACUUUAUUCACUGUUUCGCGUGCCAUAGAGGCUGUCCCUGGGUCUGCCAUCGCCAUCAAUUACAUUAAAAACUCCUAUCAAAAUGACCCAUUUCGAGUGGUUCUAGAGAUUGGCCUGGCCAUUUUUGCAGUCAAAUAUAUGCUUUCCAAAAAAUACCGCAUUGACCAGACUCAAAUACCUCUAACAGAGAAAGAAAUUGAUGAGCUAGUUGCAGAGUGGCAACCUGAACCACUGACUAAACCUCUCAACGAUUUCCAGCGCAUGGAACUGGAUUCGGCUCAAGUUAUCACGAGUGCACAGGGACCUAGACCCGUAGUUCAAUCUACUGGCUCGCACUUAUUAAACUUUGCAAGUGCUAAUUAUCUUGACUUCAUUUCAAAUAAAGAUAUCAAGGACAAAGCAAUCAAGACACUUCAUAACUAUGGUGUCGGUUCAUGCGGCCCUCCUGGCUUCUAUGGCACUCUUGAUGUCCACAUCAACUUAGAAAAGGAUAUUGCACGGUUCUUGGGCACAGAAUCUGCAAUCAUUUAUGCACAAGGUUUCUCGACUAUUUCUUCCGUCAUGGCUGCUUUUUCGAAACGCGGAGAUAUCAUUGUCGUUGACGACGGAUGUAAUUUUGCUAUUCAAAAAGGCACGCAAAUUUCUCGAUCUAACAUCAAGUGGUUUAAGCAUAACGAUAUGAAAGACUUGGAGCGUGUACUGCAGACGAUCCAAAAAGAGUCACCCCCUACCAAAAAGAGACCUUUGACUCGUCGGUUUAUCGUGACAGAGGGUCUUUUCCAAAAUUAUGGCGACAUUGCACCACUUGAUAAAAUCAUGGAGCUCAAGCACAAAUACAAAUACCGCGUGAUUUUGGAUGAGUCCAACUCUUUUGGCUUGUUGGGCAAGACAGGACGUGGUCUGACUGAAGUUUUCAACGUUUCACCAAAGGAUGUGGAUAUGAUUGUUGGCUCAAUGGCUAACACGCUUGCGUCCGCAGGCGGCUUCUGUGCAGGACCUAAAGAAGUAGUAGAUCACCAACGUCUUUCAGGCCAAGCCUUUGUCUUCUCAGCCUCCAUUCCUGCAAUGCUCACUGUUUGUGCUUCUGAGGCAAUUAGGCUUUUGGAGGCAGGACAGUGCGAGGAGCUGCUGAAGUCCUUGCGCGAGAAUACUGCAGCAUUUUUGAAGGUUAUUUUAACAGCCUCUCAGUUUAUUGAAGUCAGCUCUAGUCCUGAAUCACCGAUCAUCCACCUGAGAUUUCUUCAAUCAAGGUUGGCGCCCCUGGGUGUGACUACGAGGGAUUCGGAGACAUGUUUGCUACAGACAGUUGUGGAUAAGGUUGCUAUCGAUGGUGUGUUGAUCAGCAGAGCCAAGUAUGUUGAGAGCCAGGAAAUGCACUUACCUCGACCAUCAAUUCGCGUGUCAAUGUGUGCAAGUCAUACACCCACAGAAGUUGAGGCUGCUGCGCAGGCCAUCAAGACAGCCUUUAUCCAAGCCUUGUCAUAACGACACUAGUUAAACCGACACAGUAUUUACAUUACCAUAAUAAACGAUUAUAGACAGUAU